ACUGGCAGAUCUUUGCUGAGGAGCAGUCAGCAUCUUGCUGUCCUGGAUGCCUUGCUGAGUGGUAUACUUACAGUGGGGGAAUAUACAGGUGUUGGGAGCAAGCUUUUGGUUUAGGCUCCACCGUCAGACUCAUUAAGCUGUUAUUGGCCUAGGCAGAGUGGGUGGUAUUUGCAGAAGCUGCGGUGUUCCGGAUGAUCAGACACCACUGUUUGUUUGUUUUUUUAAAUAUGUAAUCUGAAUCCAGAACCCCUGCCCUCAUUCUGUCACUUUAUAGGGUUUAAGCAUAGAGCUGGUUGCUGUUCACCUAAUGGAUGCUCAUUAUUUGCUAAGGGAACUAAUGUUAUUGAAUCGAAUGGAUUUGGGGUUAUGAAGGAAAUUGCUCCAUUAAAGCAGCUGUCGAAUUACAUUUAAAUGCAGUGGCUAAAAAAUCGCAGGAUUUGGAAGUUUUUUUUUUUUUUUUUUUUGAGGGGUAGAGGGUUUGUCACAUACGUAACAGGUUUGUUUCACUGGAGUUGAGCUGCAGCUGAGGCCUGUUUGUCUUGUUCAUCUUAGUCUGCUCACCAGUCUCUACUUGCUUGGUCUGAAUAUUUAUAUUCCCCCAAAAUUCAUGUGUUGAAAAUCCUCACUUCCAAGGUGAUAGUAUUGACAGGUGGGGCCUUUGGAAGGUGAUUAGGUCAUGAGGCCUGAGCUCUGUUGAAUUGGAUAAAUGCCCCUAUAAGAUGCCCAAGAGAGGAAGAGACCCAUGUAAGAUGGUGACGUUCUGUGAAUCAGAGAAGUGGGCUCUCACCAGACCCUGAAUGUGCUAGUGCCCUGAUCUUGGACUUCCAGCCUCCAGAACUGUGAGAAAUAAAUUUCUUGGUUUAUAAGCUACCCAGCUUGUGCUAUUUUUGUUAUAGCAGCUUGAACAGGCUAAGACACUGCAUAAUUUAUUUGUAUAUUUCUGAUGCUUUAUGGAUGAAUCAAAAGACAACAGGUGUCUUUGAGUUAGCUACAAGCUGUCAUUUUUGGUUUUCUUUUAGAGAGAGGGUUUCAUUCUGUCACUCAGCUGGAGUACAUUGAUGCCAUCACCGCUUACUUGCAGCCUCUCAAACUCCUCAGCUUAAUCAGCAAUCCUUCCACUUUGUCUUCCCAAGUAGCAGGGACUACAGGUGCGCACCAGCACACCCGGCUGAUUUUUUUUUUUUUUUUUUAACAGACAGGGUUUCACUAUGUUGCCCAGGCUAGUCUCAAACUCCUGGGCUCAAGCAAUCCUCCUGUCUUGGCCUCCCAAAGUGUCAGGAUUACAGGCAUGAGCCACAGAGCCUGGCCUACAGGCUGUCUUUAAAAGGAACAUUGACUAAGCAGAGCAAGCUUCUCUUUGGGAGCCAGAUAAUGAAAAUUAAGAGAUCAUGGCCAGGCUGAGGAUGAGGACACAAUUAUUGGCAAGCUUUUGUUAGUUUCACAUUCAGUCUUGGCUCACAUGCAGGUGUGCCUUCCUUUAAGAAAAUGUGGAGAACAGGUUUUAAAAGUGAGGUGUGUAUUUCACUUUCGAAGUGUUCUUUCGGGUGCCUCAGACUCAGCCUGUCUAAAAGGAAUUCCUGUGUGGGGUUCUGAUUCCACCUCUGAAAUUGCUCAGGUCUCCACUGUCACUACAGGGCCAAGAUCAGCCUCUCUUGCCUGGAUCACAGUAGGGGCCUGAGUGAUUCUUCUGAGUCCAGAUCAAAUCUUGUUACUUUUUUUUUUUUUUUUUUUUUUUUUUGAGACAGAGUUUCGCUCUGUCGCCCAGGCUGGAGUGCAGUGGCGCAAACUCGGCUCACUGCAACCUCUGCCUCCUGGGUUCAUGCCAUUCUCCUGCCUCAGCCUCCUGAGUAGCUGGGACUACAGACGCCCGCCAUCACGCCCGGCUAAUUUUUUUUUUUUUUUUUGGUAUUUUUUAGUAGAGACGGGGUUUCACCGUGUUAGCCAGGAUGGUCUCGAUCUCCUGACCUUGUGAUCCGCCCACCUUGGCCUCCCAAAGUGCUGGGAUUACAGGUGUGAGCCACCGCGCCCGGCCAAAUCUUGUUACUUCUUUAGGUUGAUGUUCAGGCCCCUGAGUCCCACCAUAGAGGCUGCUGUCACCUGGCCUCUACCAGUUCACUAUCCCCACCUUGUGCCUUUUCCUCUGGAUUGUUUGUGUUUGGGGGCUGCCAUCCAGGCCUGCAGGCCUGUGUGUGUGGGGUAUUGAUGCCACGUUUUAAUUUUGGCUGUAUUCAUCGGUGCAUUGUUAGGUUAAGUGCCCUUUUGGGAAGUGAAAUUGAUACUGUUACCCAUUCACAGAUGUUGGGGUUUCUGGGAUGCUCAUAGAACCCUCUUCCUGCCCAAGCUUUGAAAAAGUUAAAAACCGUAAGGAAAGUGAAAGUAGAGGCCCACAUAAUCAUUUAUUAUUGAUAGAGGCAAGGUUGGAGGCCACAGCUUGUUGUGAAAACCAAAUGGUCCUGCCAGCAGAGUCUCAGGAUUAGGCCAUUUAACUUACUGGGCCCAGGUGGCAUGUUGCCUGCACGGUGGCCUGGUCCUUGAGCAGGAGGAGGCCGGGAAUGAACCAUUUUCUAAUCAGAUAAGUCCCUGCACUUCUCAGGAGUGGAAGAGUCCCAGAGUUAACUCAUCGAUCCCCUCACAGGCGAAGCGGGGAAGAAGCACUUCUCACUAACAGGCUUCUCAAAAACUCUUCUUCCCUGUAGUGAUUGUUUCAAUAUUAAUAAGAAGAAGCUGUUCUUUCUACAAAUAGGUUAACUACUGGAAAUUUAAUAGAGUAUUUAUUUAAUUCAAGGAGCUAAACAUCUUACCCUUCCUUCAUAUGAACAUUGAUAUUUAGAAUAUAUUUAUUGACAAAAUGAUAAAACAAGAAAUAUUUAACAGUUUAUUUUUCUGUAAGCAAUUCUAAAUGUCUUAUAAUAGCAUGAAUAAAUUCAGCAACCAAAGAAUUAUGUUAGGGUCCUUCCUUGUUGGUGAUUUGGGGCCCAGUUCUGCUUUGAUGGAGCUCUCCUGUGAAGUUAGUUUCAGCAGACGAUGCCUCAGUGGCAGUGUGUGUUUGAAAUUCGUUUCACAUGUGGGAAACACAUAGGGCAGUUUUCUUAUAGCAUGUGAGUGUUGGGGAGGCUUUUCUAGUGUGAUGUUCUGUAUGUUUUGUGUUGUUUCAUGAGGGAAAAUGGAUUUGAGAGAGUGAGCGGUGAGCUAAGAGCAUGCAGUAUAUUCAGGGUAAGCCUGAAUUGGGCAUCAGCAGAACCACUUCAAGACUAGCCCUUUGACUUUCCGGAAUCCUGGUUAGUUUUAAGCUAGAACCUUCUUUUCUUUCUCCUCUUCUUUGUGUCUAGCCUCCACCCUCACCCCCAUCUUCAGCUUAAAACCUCUUACAAAUAGCAUCCCAAAGGCAUCAUUCAUGAGGCUGAACAGUUUUGAAAAGAGCAAGGGAAGUUACUCACUUUUUUCCCAGUGAGCUCUAUGGGCAGUGGAACUCUAAGGUAAUUGUCAACCAUUGUGGAAAGCAAUAUUUUCAUUUGGUUAACAUAUUUGGACCCAUUCGAUCCUCGGUACUAGCAUUAGAAAGAUGAUUUCCAUCUAUUCCUAAUGAAAAUAGGUUUUAUUUCUUUGAAACAUUUAAAGGAACAAAAGCUUAAAUUCCAAAUAUUCCUAAAACCCUAAAAAGGGUUUCAUUUUCGAAUGAGCAUUGGAAGAAAAUGGUCAUUUGUAGCACAGACUCUACCUAAACAUAGUCCACCAUUCCCUCCCUAUUGAAAGUUAGACAGUUCAUAUGAAAGUCAGGAAUCUGAAAUCCUCUUUGGUUGGGGGAGCACAAAAGAUGACUUUUGCAGACCCAGAGCAGAGUUUGAGUCGGGUGGAAUGAGAUUAGUGUGCUGGGGGGAACGUCCGGACCCCUGGCCUUCUCUCCUUUGUGAGGAAUGUGACAGCUGAAAGGAGUCAGAAGCCGCCCGGUGCAGCAGUGACAGCCCAGCAGUGACAGCCCAGCACAAAGGGUGGUGUGCUUUCCGACCUCUGGCCGCCCUUUGCUAGACCUUCAAUUGUAGUUUGGGGCCCAGACUUUGCAUUUUUCUCUUUUAUGGCUUAAUUUAAUUUUAUUUCAACCAGUUUAUUAGAGUGAAGGCCUUCUUUGUUGCCCCGAGGCUUUGUGCCCAUUGGACUGGAAAUUAGAUGAGCUGGGGGUAAGUAUUCUUUGUAUGCAUGAGAGAGUUGGUGACUGGGAAGACACUGAGGGCCAGACCUCACUAGCCAGUGGACCAAUGAUUUCAACCUAGCAACAUCACUUAUUACUAAGGGAAGGGGCAGUUGAAAAGUGGUAAGCAAGGUAAGUCAUCACUAGCAGCUAGCCACGGUUGUGUAGCUGUUCCUGUUCCUCCGAAUGGGCACCUUGGCUGUGUUUCUUUUGUGCCCUCUCAAACUUGGCUCCAUAUUGGAAUCACUGGGAGCAUUGACAACAACAACAAAAACAGAUGCCUGGGCCCCUGCAGAGCUUCUGGUUUAAUUGGAAUGGGUGCAGCCUGGGUGUGGGCGCUGCAGAUCUUCAGGUGAUGGUACAGUGUAGCCGCAGUGGAACACCACUGGCCUGCCUGAGACCUGAGGUGCUUGGGCAUUACCUGCAGGCUUUAUAAAAAAGUUAAAUGGUGUUAGAAUAUUUCAGGGGAGGUUCUGAUUAGAUCUAAGAAUAAGCAUAUGAAAUUUAGAGACUAGGACUUUUUAGGGUUGUUGAACUGGAAAAACUUUGGUGGGAACAAGGGAGCUUAUUGAUUUUUAAAAAAAAAACUUAAAAAGAAUAGCUAGAAAGAGGCUGGGUAAAGGGGCAUUGAAAUUGACUCCCUUAAGCACUGGUCCCAAGAUAUUUGUUUUUCCCAGAAGGAGAGUGAGGAUGGAAACUAAAGAAAUAAAAACUGUCUGGCCAUAGCUACUCCAGACAGAGCGAUGGCUGUGGGUGAUGAUGAGCAUAAAAUGAGGUGAGGGCAGGAGUCCCCGCCCUGGCUCCGCUCGGUGUUCACUCACGUCUCUCCUGUGUGCUCAUCUUUGACACCAGCUCCUCUGACUCAACUUUUCCCCUUGUUUUUACUCUCUCCUUAGCACCAGCUGUUGAUUUUUAUUCCUUGCUUUUUCCCCACAGCCAGCUCUGCCCGUAGCAGCUCUACCACUGUCUCCUUUCCCCUCUGGUGGCAACGCUCUCCUUUGUUCAUGUUUUACCUUCACUUCUUAUGUUAUCAGUUCCAUGGAAUCAGUAGGAGUCACACUCUACAAGCCUGUUCUAGUCCGACUGGGCAGAUAGAGUGAGGUCAUCUCACUCUAUCUGGAGAGGAGACUGGAGGGGAGUGCUGAGGAUGCUGCCAGGGUGGGGUUUUGAGAUUUAAUAGGGGGCUAAGGUCAGGCUUGUCGGAGACAGGUUAGAGAUUACUAGAGGGUCAGAGGUCCCACCGCUUGGGCAGGAGGGCAGGAGCCAGCUGAGCAGGGCUGACUGAGGGGCCUGAGCUUGCCCUUGUGGCUUUGAGGCUGGGCCAUUUAGACUGUGCCUGCCCAAGCAGGGUCUGCCCUGGAUGUCCACGGAGUAUAAAGAGGCCCCUUAGGUGAGGGCGGUACAACCAUUUGCUGAAAGGUGACUUUUCUAAAGACCUGUUCCUACUUUGAAUAUUGCUUAUUUGACACGAUUUAAGUGGGAUGUUUUAAUUUUUAUUUAUUUAUUUUUGUGUGUGCGUGUGUGUUACUGAGAAUUUGUAUCUUUUCAUUUAAUUUCAACAACUUGUUGGAAAAUGCUGGCCACUCUGACUUCUAAGAUACUUAGUGACAUUUUAUAGAUAGUUUGGAUUGUUUCUAUGUAAUCAUUUGAACAAAACCAUAACAAAUCGUUUUAUGAAAAGCACCCUGGAGAUGGUAAAUUCUGAAACCAAACUAAAAUUGGUUUCAGAAUUCUUAUUCUGCGAGCUACAUUUAAAAAAAUGUAAUGUCUCCAGAUUAGGCCUUAAAAUGAAGCGCCCCCAUUAAUAUCCUGCUUAUGUUCAGGAACAUCUAGAAAAAGGUGUCAGUGCAGAAGCUGAAAGCACACAGCCCGUGCGUGCUGAGCGGGUUCCUCACCCCAGCCUUUCUCCCAGGCUGCAGAAAGGACUCAGGAAAUGUGGCCCAUCAUUAUUACUUAUGCUUGUUAAACAGGAAUUGACCAGAUACCUCAUUUUAACAUUUUAAAGAUAUCUCUAUGAGAGAGUUGAAUAUUUGACUUAGGACUUUUAGAAAAAUAUAUAUUAUUGUUUUUCUUAAAUGUGAUGUUUUGUGUUUGUUGUAAAUACGUGAUACAAUAUGUAAUAAUUUAUGCAGCCCUUGAACACGCUGUCUUCAGAGUCGUUUUGCAGCUGCUGUCUGAGUUUCCUAAGUCAUUUGGAUUUACUUGGGUGUGUUCAGCCCAGAUAAAAAUGUGGAUCUACCUGAAUGUGUCCAGCACCUGCACCACUAUUAAAACCGAGAAUUUCCUGAGGUCAGGAAUUACAGGGAACUGAUUCUCUUCAUUACUUGGGACUAAUUUCCCCUUCUUCCAUUUUUCCAGUCGUACAGCAGAAGACUAUGAAAUAGAGGAUUUAAGGAGAGAAGAAAAGGGCAUUUUCACCUUUUUUUUUUUUUCCUGUGAACAUUCGGAGAGGAUAAACUGAAGCUUGAAAUAUUAGUGCUCAUUUUAAUUUUAUAUUAAAUUAGUUUUAUUACAAGUUUUCUAAGGUUCUUUAUGGAAAGGUUAAAAAAGAUUUGUUGUUGUUGUUGUUUAGUUCUAGAAAACCUGGCAGUUUACAAAGUUUUGGGGUAACAGUAAACUUUCCUUCCUUUGAUUCACUAAGUUUUUCUUAGUCUUUCAAUACCUGAGGGCCAGGAGUGUAUAGACUACAUGAUAAAUCAGUUUUUUAUUUUAUUUUCACAUAUAAACCAGAGUUAAUUUGAUUUAAGAUCAACAGACUUGAUUUAUAAAAGAAUACUUGUAUUUUUAGAUCUGAACAUUUUAGGUGGCUACAAUUUUACCCCAAAUUAAGAACCUUUGCAAACCAAGUGGCAGGUGGUCUCAUUCAGCUAUACCAGUUGAGAUGUGUUUACCUCUGGAGAUGGAGUGAAAGAAAUUGUAUCUGGCAGAUAGCGGAGGAAAAUUGUCUUCAUGGCUAAUUAUUCAGUGACUUCUAUCUAUGCAGCUUCCCAUUUUAAUUCUGACGGUAAGUGUCUGCAAAUGUCUGUGCUAAAUAUUCCUCUUGCUUUCAGACAGCCUCUAAGUAAGUGUGUGUGUGUAAGAAUUGAUAACUUUAUAUUUUUUUCCUCUCUUUUCUCUGGUAGUUUAUUUUUAGUAGUAAAAUAGUGGCAAUGGAUAAUUCAGUCACGUUUUCCUUCUUUUUCUUAUUCUGGUAGCCCCUUCCUAAGAGUGAUUAGUGGGAAAAAAAGGGACAUAAGGGCUCAGUCCCACUAGAAGCACCCAUAGAAGUGGCCCUUUAUGAUGGCAGGCGGCACUUACAGGCUUAGGCUGUUGCCAUUUCAACUGUGUUCUUAUUUUUUUAAGCAAGAGUCUCAGCCAGUUCUAGUAAAUUAAAAAUUAGAACAUAAGAAGUGAGGAACAAGAGUUCCUCUUGGGCUGGGAUAAACUGGAUUUUGAAGUAGAGCAACCUCCGUUCACUGACUCCUUGGUCAGGAGUUUAUUGGUACAAGGGCUCGGAAGCAUUUUCCUCUCUCCUUGUCAUAAGGUACCGCAUCUUUUUGAUUUUCUUAGACUCUGCCCUAACAUGGCCUCACUAAGGAGACUAGAAAACUGAGAGAAAACCUUGCCAGUCAGUAAACUGCAUCACAAGGCCUGAAGAGAGAGCUUAAAGGCAACACACAACAAAAGGCAGAGGUGCCAGAUGGCUAUGCCAUUCUGGGUUAAAGGUUAAACCUCAUCCUCCCUGGAGACCAGCCAGAGGCAGCCACAUUCCUGGCCCUGGUGGGGGCUCCUGGCCCAAGGGCUCCACUGCCCAUCCUCGGCAGACCCAGGGAGGAGCUGGGUUUGGUGUAGAACAGGUAAUGGGCAGCACAGUACUCAUGAGUAGCAAACCUUACAGGACUGAUCCCGUCAUGACCAAUAUGGAAAUGUCAGUACUCGAGUACCUGUGUGUGUUGAUCUUCUCUCUGAAAUAUAAACAGCUAAAUUAUUUUCCAAUUUGGUCAAGGAAAUAGGGAAUCACAUGUGAACUAUUUUUGUAAUAGGCCGAGUUACUAAUUUUUGUUUAACUAACUCUUUCCAUUUAAAUGCUUUUUGGCUGUUUUGUCAUUGUUCCUAUGUGGGCUGCUAUUUUCAGAUAGGGUGCUGGAGGUCAGUAAGGCCAAGAGAGACGGUGAGCACUCAUCACUGCUCCCCUGUGUUGGCUGCACUCCGGAAAAUGGGCACACACCUUGAAAUCAGCCGUGUUCUGAUUUACCCGGCUUUCCGUUAACCAGCCCUUUAACUUGACCAAGGUUUAUUCCCUUUUGUUUGCUGUAAACUAUGUUGAGGAAACUCUUACAAAGCACAGUCCUUCCUGUUUGUAUUGUCUGCAUUUUAGGUUGAUGGGGUGGGUUUCAUUUCUCUCUUAGAGUCACUUCUCUAAUCCAGUUUCUUUUGUCUAAUGCAUGGUAAAGAAUUCACUGUUCGAUAUGACUGACUUUGGUCUGCAGUUAGUUGGAAGAUCUCAUAUUCUUUCACUGCAGGACAAUUUUUUUUUUCCUUUUUUUGUUUUUUUAUGGUGGUAGAGAUAUUGGGAGGAAUGCAGGGAUGGAACUAAUUUGUGUGUGGCUGGUUGCAUGGGCGAGGCCCAAUGCCAUGUGCUUCUCUAAGCCAUGUUCCCGUUCAGGAAGUAGGUAGGGCCCGAGAGCUAGGGUCUGAAUCAGCAUGUGACAUCAGGUCCACUGUGUUUCUCCUCCAUACCCUCUGCUUUCCAGAAAACAGUGUGUAUGAACUCCAGCUCACUUUCUUCCAGCAGUCUUGUUAAAAUGCUGGUGCUAUCACUGAGUUAAAUUUCUUAUUUCUCCUUCAACUUUAUUAAGUUUGGUUUAAUUUAUUUACUUUCUUCAGACUCAAGUUGUAUACAAAAAUAAAUGGAGCUUUAUUGAAUCUCACUGCGCAAUUGGUGACACACACCUUUUAGAGAAAUAAAGUCAAGAGUCAUUUUUAUGGGGCAUCUUGAGAUAAACUCUUGAGGGGUUUUGUGUAGCCUGCGUGGGAGGGCCCUGGAGGUGGAGGUGAGAGACUGUGGGAAUUGGGGAGGUGAGGACUGUCUGUUCCAUGAUGUGCUCCAGCAAGGUGUCUGGGGACUUGACUUCCCUUGUGGGGAAGAGGAUAGGAGAGAUGGAAUUCCCGGAUUGCGUUGCUGGAUUGCAGGCACACUCCAGUGGGCUCUGGAAGCCCUCAGAGGAACCCUUGACUUGAGAUAGAGCGAUGACUUCCUGUUCUGUGAUUCGUCCUCCUUGGCUGGAUGGUUUCUGAACUGCUGCAGGAAGUGUCUGUUUAGUUGUGCAAGUAUUGUUUCAGGAAUUAGAAGUUGUGUUUCCUUUCCUGAAACGCAUAUGCCUUACUAUAGAUAAGGAGAUUCUUUUUUCUUUUUUAUAGUUCUUAUACCUCAAGCAUGCCAUUUUUCUAAACAGGAGCCUAUAUGUGAAUGCACUUAUCAGUUUUCCCCUGGGUUCAGUAAAAUGGAUUUGUCUUAGAUUCCUGUAGUAAAGUUGUUGACAGAGAGUUGAGGGAAGAUCAGCUGAAAAGCAUCCAAGUGUGGAAUCCACUGGAGAACAGUGCUUUGCCCAUUUAAGUGUCUGACAACUGAGUUAUUUGUAAGUUAUGCCAAGGAUAUUUUUAGAACUCAGUAUCUUAUCCUUAGGUUACCAAUUAUUUUGAUUCCCCAACAGACUCCAAAGGGUACAAGAGAAGUGAGAUUGGAAAAAAGAAUUUCUGCGAAGAGAAGCUCAACUGAAUCUUAACUAUGGUAAUUAAUUGGCAGAAAAUCAAUAAUUCAGUGAGAAGCCUCUCAGCCAAUGGUGGCAAAAGACAAUGUAGUGAAUGUUAGUGGAUUUGGGAGAGUAUACAAGUACCAGUGAGCUAACUGGGUGAAUUUACAUACUGUGUUACCGUAGUGUUACACAAGACUAGUCAUUUGGGAAAUUGAUGGAAGAUUAAUGGAGAUCCAAAUGUUUAAAUAGUUUAAUCAUUGUCUGACCCUAAAGAGAAACCUCAGUGAAUACGUAUUUGGCUUAAUGAAUUGAAAUGAAACUGCGUUUUGUCACCCGAUGGUGAGGAAAUUUUAGCUCACCUGCUUUAUGUCUCAAAUUCUUUUCCAUAAACGUGCCCCUGUGUUUCCUUGAGGGAACUGCCACCUAAAUGUUUCUUUCAGAUAGUGCUUCUCAAUUAUUUUAGUCUCAUGCCUUUUUUUUACACUCUGGAAAAUAAUUGAGGACUCCAAAGAGUUUUUGUUUAUGUGAGUUCUAUCAAUCACAUAAUCUACCAUAUCAGAAAUAAAAAAGGGAUUUUAGAAAUCAUUAUUGAAUUUAAAAUAACAAUAUAACCACCUGUAUGUUAACAUAAAUAAUACUUUCGUGAAAAAUAACUAUUUUCCAAAACUAAGACACUUAUUGAGAAGUAUGCUUCGUUAUUUUUUGCGAAUAUCUUUAAUAUCUGGCUUAUUAGAAGACAGCUGUUUUCUUGCCUUGCAUCUGCAUUCAAUCUGUUGUGAUAUGUAGCUGUGGUUGCCAUCCAACCAAAGAAAACCUAGCCUCACACAGGUUUGUAGUUGGAAAAGGGAGUGCUUGAAUUUCCUUUCAGAUAAUAGUGGAUCUUCUUUGAUAUAACACUAGAGAAGUGGUAUCUCAAAGUUUGGUCGAGAUGUAUGUAGAUCCUGAAACCCUAUCUAUGAACUUUAAAAACUCUGUUUUAGGUAUUAUUUUGAAUAUCAUGCAUUGGCCACUUAGAAAAAUCUCCCAAAUGUUUAUAUAUUUCACUUGUAAUAUCAAAAAUUCUUGUCAUGAAUCAGAAAAUUCUUAAGUGUAGGGAAAUUGUCAAGAUCACAGUGGUUAUUCAAGUUUUAAGAAAGUCUAAAAUUUUCAUAAAAGCUUAAUCUUACUGUUUUCCUCGAAAAUGGGCCUGUUUUGUUUCUUUUCUUUAAAAUGCCUGCCAGAUAGCCUUGUCGGAAUAACCAUUGUUUAUAUAUCGCUCUGUCAAGUACAAGGUUGGGUUCAAUGAAGAAAAGUGGCUCAUCACCUCAUAGGUCCACCCCACAGGUGCUGACCCUUGCGACAGCCACCAGUAUAUGCUGCAACAGGGCUUUCCCUUCCUUCACACAGAGUCAUAGUGUGUGUGUGCUCAAGAGUCAAGGCGUAAUAAAAUCAGUUUUUUACUUCUCCAUUGUAUUAGUCCGUUUUCCUGCUGCUGAUAAAGACAUACCCGAGACUGGGCAGUUUACAAAAGAAAGAGGUUUAAUGGACCCACAGUACCACAUGGCUGGGGAGGCCUCACAAUCAUGGUGGAAGGUGAAAGGCACGUCUCACAUGGCGGCAGAUAAGAGAAGAGUGAGAGCCAAGUGGAAGGGAUUUCCCCUUCUAAAACCAUCAGAUCUUGUGAGACUUAUUCACUGCCACAAGAACAGUAUGGGGGAAACCGCCACCAUGGUUUAGUUAUCUCGCACUGGGUCCCUCCCACAACACGAGGGAAUUAUGGGAGCUACAGUUCGAGAUGAGAUUUGGGUGGGGACACAGCCAAAUCAUAUCAUCCAUCAAGGACAAUAAGUGAGGUGACUGAUCUCUUCAUUUAUUUUAACUGCAGUUAUGUGGUAAGAUGACAGCUAGUAAGUACAGUGUGGGGCCACUGCCUUGCUGUGUAGUAAGGUACACACAUUUUUACAUGCUGUUGCUCUUGUACUGUUGAUGCUGUACAAAAAGGCAAAUAACAGCUUUAGAAUUCUAGUUUGACCUCACAGAUCCAGUUGAAGAGCCUUGGGGAUCCUAAGGGGCCCGUGGUUCAUACUUUUUGAGAACCACGACUUUAAGACAUACAGGAAAGGUGCUAAAUGAGACAGAACUAGACUUGACUCGUUAUGAACUUAGUAUUACAGAAAUGGGUCAGAUACCUCAUACGUGUGGUGAUAGACGUGUGGGGCCAUGUGGGAGGGAUGUGUAAGAGAGUUCCUGGAGUGUGGCACUUUGACUGGGGCUGUUGACUCCUGUGUCCUGAACAUCUAAAUCUGUACCUGGUGUAUCAGUUCAUACUUUAUGUAGCAGUUUGAAUAAUUAGGGCAAGUGUAAUGGCUGCAUAAAUUCAUUAGUUUUUAAAAAGUCAAAUGGGUUUUGUGUUCAUAAUAAAGAUUAGUCAAGGUAAUCUUUUUGUAGUAUAAAAGUAAUAAAGUUGUGAAAUAUAGCUGCACAGCCCCUCCCAUCCCACCUUCCUGUGAUACCGUCAUCCUCAGUCUCCCUACCCUUGUAUGUCUGUUUCCUAUUACCAUCAAGGCCCAUGACACCAGCUGUGUAGACAUACUCCAAAAAUAAUAGACGCAGUCUUUAUCAUUAUUCACUUAAAAAGCCAACCAGUGUUCUUUCCCCUGAUUGGGAAUGUGCCCAGUAUGAAGGGACAGCAUCACAUUGGUUAUGUAAUUGAUGCUGUUUGUGACAAAGACUCCUGUUUCACUCCUGUUUUCCCAGCAGUUUCGCAUUGUAACUAGGUAGUGAUGAUGUUUGCUUGUUUUCUGUGUAUGAAGAAUCACAAGUGUGUUUUUCUUGGGUGGCUCUAGAAGAGAAAGCUUUCAUGCCUAGAAGAAUAUCUUGUUAUUUCUAUAGAAGCUUUUUAAAAAUUCUUCAUUAAAAGAAAUUUUAAGUCAUUUAGAGUAGCUGUUUUUGUGUGAGUUGAUAUUUUGACCCAUUUUAUUUUUCUCUUCAGUUUUCUGAUUUGUGUGAUUACGUGACGAGCUCUUCCUGUGAAUCUCGAACACUCAGGUUGGAGUCGUUCGGUCUUUGGAGCCUUUUGGGAGGAAGCCAGGUGCUCUUCAAUUGCCCUUUGCAGUAGGACUCCCUGGUAAUAACUGUGGCGAUGAUGAACUUGUCUAGAUAAAAUGACAUCUGAUAAAAUAUUAAUAAAUACAUUGUAGUGGACACCUGCUUCUGAGGAUGUGGAUGUGUGAAACCUAGACAUUCAAUUUAUGAAUGUCUUUUUAAUUGACUCCUCUGGACACAGAGAGAGGACCCACAUGAUCACUGAGAAAAUAUCAGAGUACAGGUGGCAGAACUGUGGCAGAAUCCCCUGUGCAAACUGUAUCGCUGUGCGGAGACAGAGCUAACAAACAGGGUCUCAAGGAGAAACCGAGUCUUGUGCUUUGCUUUCAUGAGGGAUUUUUCUGAGUUAGCUGAUGAAGCCAAGCUAAGUAAAUAUUAUCUUCUUUUUGUGUUGGCCUUUUGUUUUGAAAUAUUCCAACUCUAUUUCCUUCAUAGUUUUCUCUUUAUUGCUGUUAUUAUUUUUACAGAUUAGAGGUACCACCUUUUCCAGUCUUGCUCAUCAUGGUUUUUCCUACUUCAAGCUGUGAACUAUUUAAUUCAGUUCAGCAAGCAUUUUUGGAGUGUUUGCAAGUCAGUAGCUGUGUUAUUACCAAACCUGCCAUCUUGACUUUCUGCUGUUGCUAUAAGCCCUUUGAUUUGCAUGUUCAGUAUCAGCACUCUUAGCAGCUUCUUCUCUGUGUUUGCCUCCCUUGGUAGGUUUUUAGAUUAAGGGAACCUUGUUAUGGAGAAUGAGGCUUCCAGGAUUGGCCUUCUUCCUCCUUUGUUCUCUUUGUAUGGUUUCAUUGUUCUACUUUACCCUUUUACAUGUGCACAGAGCUUCCAGUAUCAAGCUGUUCCUUGGAGUAGGAAGUAGUUUUGGAGAUGAGAAACACAGAGAGAGGAGGAGAGAGAAUAUUAGAGAAGAAAAUUAUUCUCUUUGGAUCAGUUUCCAUUAGGCAUUAACCAUUGGCCUGUCCCUUUCCCCACUGCCCCUUAGACACUGUAGGUCUUCAUCUGUGCUUAUAUAAUGAGGUCUGAAUUGUUCUGUGGUGAUCCUAUGACCAUUUCCAUAUAUGAGAUUGUAAAUAUCUUCUUUUACUGUGGGGAGAAAGGCACUUAGCUAGAAAAUAAGAGUAAGCCUCCAGAAGAGUAUAUUCUGCUAUGUUUAUAGAACUGUCAUCUUUGGUUCUAAUACAUUGCUGCUGAGAAAAUUGAUAGAAGUUGUGUUUACUUGAAUACAGCAAAUUACCCAAAUGGAUAGGUAAAGAUUAUUCACUUUUAUUACAUUUCAAAUGGUUUCAUUGUAUUUCCCCAAAUUGUACAUUUAUUACAGAAGUUAGCUUUGUGUUUCUACUUUUAGGUGUAUAAAAAUCAAGAUCUCUACCCCAAUUGAGGAGAUAUAUAAUGGUUUAAAUCUGAACACUGUGAAGUAAUGGGGGCUUAAAUGAAAUAUCCCCUUACUACUUAGUGAAUGUUUGAUGUAAAUCAGCCACAAUACUUCCUCUCUCCCCCAUAUAUGGAUGGCAACAUAGUUAUAUAACCUUCUAAUGAUGGAUUUAUUUAUUCUCUUCCAGAAGUGCUCAAGCCUAUUGCAGACAAAUUUCUACAAAUUUAUUUUUCCUUUUUAAUUUUUCUUCUGUCUGGUUGACCUAACUCUUCACAGGUUUCCAUCUAGCGUUUUGUAUAAGUAGUCAUUUAAGUAUGAUUUAAGAAGUUCAUCUGAGAAUGGAUACUUUCCCUUUGUAGGGGCCAAGGGAAAACUUCCCUGUCACCCUCUGAAAGGUUCACUGAAAAUCAUUGACAAGAGGUAGAUUAAUGAGAGGAAAGGCAUACAAAUUUGUUUGAUCACAUUUUUAUAUCACAUGAGAGCCUUCAGAAUGAAGACCCAAAGAUACAGGAUAAACUGUCCAUUUUUAUGCUUAGGUUCAACAAAGUAUGGUCAGCUGUGCAGAAAUAUGAUUGGACUAGGCCAAGAUGGGCAGAUCACACGGUCUCUAUCGAGACCAUCCUGGCCAACAUGCUGAAAGCCCGUCUCUACUAAAAAUGCAAAAAUUCGCUGGGCGUGGUGGCAUGCACCUGUAGUCUCAUCUACUCGGGAGGCUGAGGCAGGAGAAUCGCUUGAACCUGGGAGGCGGAGGUUGCAGUGAGCAGAGAUCGCACCACUAUACUCCAGCCUGCUGAUAGAGUGAGACUCCGUCUAAAAAAAAAAAGAUUGGACUAAAAGGAUAUGAUUGAUUUCUAACCGACUGAAUGGGGAAGCCCAGCAAGGCCUGUCUGUCUAGAAUUCUUCUUGGCCUCUCUGAGUAUGUUCUCCUUCCUUCUGGGUAUGGUGCAGGACUCUCUUUGGAAUGGGCAUCUUAUGAUCUACAAUCAAACAUGGUAGUUCAGAUAAUUUCUUUAUGGCCAGUUUUUAUACAGAGAGCGGGGAAGAGUUAAUACGUUUAGGUUUUAUAGCUAGCUUUGGGCAAAAGGGAUUCUAGUUUCUAUGACCUGUCUUUGGGAAGAGGGAUUCUAGUUUCUAUGGCUUGCUUCGAAGGAGAAUGAGAGACCAGAGACAGGAGGGCAGAGAGAGCUCCUUCUGAGGCCUUUGUUACAUCAUUUUCUGAGCCCCAGCAUCUUUCAGUGUCAGAAACAGAGAUAGUACUAUUAGCAGAGUUAUCAGUUUGAGACAUAAUUACCUUUCAUGGACACCUGUAGUUGUUUGAGUGAAUUUAGACUUCCUUAGUUUAUUACAGUUGCUUUUAGUAGCUGUCCUUAAAAUAGAGAAUAUUCUUGAAUUUAACACAUACAGUUUAUUCUCUCCUCUCUUUAUUGAUUUAAUGAGUACUAUUUCAGGUUUAUAAUAGAAUUCCCCAGUCUUGAAAUGUUUAUGGCAUUGAAACAUCAUUAAGUUAGAGCUUUAUUCAGCCUACACAGAGAAUGGAGGACACUAUGGUUUUCACUGUGCUCCAUUUGACCAUGGAUGGUCUUCAGGCUGUAUCACUAUUCAACUCUUAAGAUAACUAAUAUAAGCUACAACUUUAAUGAGUGAUAUUUUCUCAUUUUUAGUGUUUUGCUUGUCUACAAGCAGAUGGUAAAAGCAAACUAGUAAAUGAUGGAAAAACCUGUAUCAGCUAUAUAUGCUAAAUUUUAUGUCCUGUUUUUUUCCUGGAUAGUCGUGCUUGUGAUGAUGCCUAUUACUUCCUAACUUAUAUCUUUUCUGCUAAUAAAAUUGUCCCUGCUUCCCAUACUAAAAUGAUAUCAUUAUUUGUAAUGUUUUACAAAUUGGGUGGAAGAGGUGUGUGUUCACCAAGCAGCAUCAUGACUUUUCACUGCUCCACCCUUUACCCAGGCAAGUUGGAAGAACAACUAUUUGAGUGUGAGAACAAGAGCACCAGGACAAGAAGCUGGAAAAAUAAAUAGGAGAUAUUGCUAGUGGCCUGGUUGCCUUGACUAGAAAUUUGCGCUUUGUGUUCAUUGUGGAGUAGUUAAAGCUUUUUAGCUUGAAUUUAGCAGGGAUGUAUUGGUUUCCAACGAGUCUUCCUUAUAUAUCUUGUUUGUGGGAAUUACUGAAAGAGCCACAGAAUUUUCAACACCACAUGGAGGCUAUCCCAAUAAUCACAAUAACUUAAUUAUUUAUUCUUAAAAGCUCAGAGAAGAAUUAAUGUAAAAAAUUAUGGGAACCCUUAUACACUGUUGGGGGGAAUGCAGAUUAGUUCACCCAGUGUGGAAAGCAGUUUGGAGAUUUCUCAAAGACCUUAGAACUACCAUUCGACCCAGCAAUUCCAUUACUGGGUAUAUAACCAAAGGAAAAUAGAUCAUAUACCAAAAAGACACAUGCACUCUUAUGUGUAUCACUGUGCUGUUCACAACAGCAAAGACAUGGGAUCAACCUAGGUGCCCAUCAGUGGUGGAUUAAAUAAAGAAAAUGUGGUAUAUAUACACUAUGGAAUACUGUGUAGUCAUGAAAAGAAUGAAAUCACGUCGUUCAUACCAACAUGGAUGGAGUUGGAAACCAUAAUCCUAAGCAAACCAAUGCAGGUAUAGAAAACUAAAUAUUACAUGUUCUCAUUAAUAAGUGGGAUCUAAAUAUUGAGCACCUAUGGAUGUAAACAUGGGAAUAAGAUACUGCAGACUAGUAGAGGGAGGAAGGGAGGGAGGGAAGGAAGGAGAGGAUGGGGUAAAACACUAUCUCUUGGGUACUGUGCUCACUGCCGGGGUGCAAUAUACCCAUGUAACAAACCUGCACAUGUACCCCCUGUAUCUAAAAUAAAAGUUGAAAAAAAAAUUAUGGAAAAAGCAUAGACAGUGAAUGAAAUUAAUCAUGACAUCAUCAUCAACAAAUGUUUCUUGAAUGCAACAAGCUUGCCUGCUUAUUCAUUUCACCAACCAUUUAUUAUUAUGCAUAAGGCUUCUGCCCAUUAAGAAUUCACAGUUGAAGGUUGCAGACAUAUCUAUCAAGAAGUUACAUAAGAGACUGAAAAAUGUUCCAGCAAAAGGUACAAGUAGUAUUCUAAGUGAGUAGUAGAGAGGAAGAGACACUUUUCUAUCUAGGAAGUUUUUCUUUAACAGUUUUUCUCUUGGAAAUGUCUGAGAAAGUUUUGUGGGGAAUAUGGGGCUUUUAGGCGCAAAGGAUGCUGUUUAUUUUGGGUAAGGGGACGUCUUGAUAGAAGGGACAGAGGCAGGAACCUUUAGGGCAUAUUCAUCUGGGAAAGGUCAUUUAAUGUGUAUUCUGACUGUCAGGUAGGGAAGUUGAGUUACGAAGGUACUUGGGCCAUAUUAAGGAAUUAUUUGAAGGUUAUUUUGAGAUUUAAGUUACACAUAGUAUAGUUUUGAACAGAUGUGUCUGUGUGAGCUGUUGGUUAUCAGUCAAAGAAACUCAAAGUAACUUAAGCAAAAAAAGAAAGGCAUAGCUCAAGUAACUGGGAUGUUUAGGGGUGGCAUACUACAGGCAUUGUUGGAUUCAGGGGCUCAAACAUUGUCAGAAGGCCUCUUUUUUCCUCUCUCUCUCUGUCCUUGCUCUGCCUUCCCUACGUUGAGCUCUGCAUAACAGCCCUUUCUCUGUGAUCUAUGAGACAGUGGCCAGCGGCUGCAGCCCACACCCUCCUAGCUUAGUUCCUUUGGCAGAACUGAACUUCUUAAGAUCCCGACAUCAUCCCAGAGAAAACCGUAUAUGACCUUGCCAUGGCCUGCACAUAUCCUUGAACUAGUCACCGAGCUAAGGGAAUGGUGUGCCCAGAGCAGCUCAGGGGACAGCAUGACAUCAAGGGCAGGGAUGGUUCCUUACAAGAACCAGAACGGAAUGUGGGAAAGGGACACGAGGAGGACAGAAACUUUAGGUGCCAUGGUUGCAGCACAAGAGGGAGGGUAAGAGAAGACUGGAGCUGUUAGCCCAGGUCAGGAACAUGGGUGGAGGAGGAGAUUUGUCAGGAAGGAUGCAGACUCCAUCUUCUGCAUGUUGAGUUAUAGGUGCUAUGGGCCAUUCAUGUGGCAGUUGGCUGUGAGGGCACAAAGGAGAGGGAUAAAGUUAGUGUUGUAGCAGAAUAAAGGAUUGAUGGUAAAGAGAGUGAAGGGAACCAAAGUAUUUUAUCCUGAAAUAUACUUUGACAUAUUUCAAGAUGGCUAUUCACUGGGCUUGAAAUGCAAGAACAGCUGAAAAGCUGUCUUUUGUAGGGGAGAUUUGCAUCUGUAGGGAAUCUGCAUUAAUACAGCCAGGCUUUCUCUAAGGCCCUCCUUUGUCCUCAUCUAGGCAAGAUUAACUGAGAGUCUGACACCUAUAAAGGUCUGAAAAAAAAUUUACCAUCCAUUCUGUCUGAGGGCUGCUACCCAUGUGAGGUUUCAUCUGCAUCAUGAGGCAACCUUUGCUAGCCAGGACUCCUCCCCUUCCCAUAACCUGUCCUGUCAUCAUAACUUGAGGUACCAUCAUAACCUGUUUUUGGCCAUGCUCCUGUCAGGCAUUUUAACCAGAGUGAUUCCAUCUUGAACAGGGGCUGAGUAAAAUGAGGCUGACACCUACUGGGCUGCUUUCCCAGGAGGUUAGACAUUCUUAGUCACAGGAUGAGACAGGAGGUCAGCGCAAGAUAUAGGUCACAAAGACCGUGCUGAUAAAACAGGUUGAGGUAAAGAAGCUGCCAAAACUCACCAAAACCAAGAUGGUGACAAAAGUGACCUCUGGUCAUCCUCAUUGCUCAUUAUAUGCUAAUUAUAAUGCAUCAGCAUGCUAAAAGACACUCCCACCAGUGCCAUGACAGUUUACAAAUGCCAUGGCAACACCAGGAAGUUACUAUUUAGUCUAAAAAGGGGAGGAACUGUGACUUCUUGGAUUGCUUGCCCCUUUCCUGGAAAACUCAUGAAUAAUCUACCCCUUAUUUAGCAUGUAAUCAAGAAAUAACUAUAAGUAUACUCAGUUGAGCAGCCCAUGCUCCUGCUCUGCCUGUGGAGUAGCCAUUUUUUAAUUCUUUACUUCCUUAAUAAACUUGCUUUCACUUUACGAAUUCACCUCAAAUUCUUUCUUGUGUGAGACCCAAGAACCCUCUCCUGGGGUCUGGAUCGGGAUCCCUUUUCAGUAACACUCCAAGCCCCCAUUCUUUCUGUAACCUCAGAAAAAGCUUCACCCAUCUGGCCAUUUCUUUAAGUUCUUUUGUUUUGUGAGACUUCUGUUCAUAUUAAUAUAUUUGCUUUUUCUCCUAUUAAUCUGCCUUUAGUUGAUUUUUCAUCGAGCUUGGAGAGUGAAGAGGAAGUUUUCCCAUGGCUCCUGCAAUAGCAUGGAAUAGGGAAGCUCACUGAGGAGCAUCAGAGGUUAGAUUAGAUUGCAUGAAAUUGCUGCUUUUUUAGGUCAAAAAUAGAGAACCAUUGGUGGUUUCAUAUGGUUCAACCUAUUCUAUGGAUUCCCUUAUGGGAAUGGCUGUGUUCUUCCUUCAGCAGACACUUGCUUAUCCUGUAGGAAAUGCCCUGCCUCCCUCCUCUGUUCUUCUUCUCUUUUGGAAAAUAUGUACUGGGAGCUUUUUAAGUACAGAGCAUGUGCUUAGUCCUGGAUAUGUGGUCAUGAACUGGACCUUGCUGGUGUCUAGAGUCUAGACCGGAGUGUUUUGGGGCUAAUGGAAAACUCUGAGGUGUGGUGGUGUGGGGCUGCAAAACAAACACAAACAAAAACAAAAAGUAGCCUUUUUUUUUGAUGCUGGCUUUCCCCAGAUACUAGCAAAUCCAUCCUAACAGUAAGUAGAGAAACGGAGCUUGAUGGAAUAUUUGUGUUCAUUUCAGUGGAAAGAAAAUGUUUGCCUUCACUUUCUCAGAACUUUCUUUUGCGGAGAAAACAGCUGAUGAACCUGCUGGUAAGAACAAAGAGCCAGACCUCUGUUUGUCUGCAAAUCUGGUUUUCACACAGAGCUUCCUGAUGAAGUGUGAGGAGCCUCCUCGCAGUGAUAGACCAGGGAACAGGGGAGAACCUUUCCCCCUCACACUUGGCAUCCCAGCACCUGGCCCCAAGCUCUGUUGCUUGAGAAGAUUGUGCUGCUGAAAGCUCAUUUCUUUUUUUCCUGUCUAAAGGCAAAACAAGGUAAAAUACAAUAGCCAGUUGCCUCAUAUAAACCACCUGCUUAGUAGGAAAUGAAGUAAAACUCUGCAGUCCCUAUUGCUACUUGAAGAAUUUGUGGUUUCCUUUCCUGUCAGUAAACAAAAGCCGUCAGUUAAAAGAGUGGAACAUUAAUUGUUUACAGGAUGUUUGCUGUAACAAAGGAAGGAAAAGUGCCUUUUACAGACUGUUCAUUGUGUUGGGGAUAUUACAACACCAAGUGUCUCUCCUAGAGAAGAGACAUUAAGCAUAAGAUAUUUAGUCACAAAACACAGACUGUUUCAUUAACAGGACUUUAAAAGACUUAUUUUGUAAACUCAAGUUGAGGACUUCAUAACGUAUCGGCAUAAAGAAUAUAGAUGAGAGUAGAAAGCUUCCUUAGAGAAAAAAUGAGAUCCCAAAAUUUUGAAAAAUACUGAUGCUUCAGAGGCUUUGAGGUUUUUUAAAUUGUAGAAUAUCAUGCCUUUUUUUUUUGUAAGAAACAUUUAUCUUUUAUAGUUCAGUAAUGUAUUUUACCUAGGCUUCCGCACGUUGCCUUUCAGUACAGGCAUACUUCGGAGGUUUGCUUAUUUCCCAGACAACUGCAAUAAAACAAAUGUUGCAGUAUAGCAAGUCACACAGAUUUUUUUUUUUUCCAGUGCAUUUAAAAGUUACAGUUACGCUAUACUGGAGUUUAUUAGGUAUGCAGUAGCAUUAUGUCUAAAAAAUGUGCAAACCUUAAUUUAAAAAUACUUUUUGCUAAAAAAUGCAAAUGAUUAUCUGAGCCUUCAGCAAGUCAGUCUUUUUGCGGGUGGAGAAUCUUGCCUCAGUGUUGAUGGCUGUUGACUGAUCAGGGUGGUGGUGGCUGAAGGUUGGGCUGGGUAUGGCAAUUUCUUAAAAUAAGACAACAAUGAAGUUUACCACAUCAAUCGGCUCUUCCUUUCAUGAAAGACUUCAUGCUGUUUCAUAGCAUUUGACCCACAGUAGAACUUCAAGACUGGAGUCUCUCCUCUCAAACCCUGCCAAGUUUAUGUAAUUUCCUAAAUCCUUUGCAACAAUGUUCAUAUCAUCUUCACCUCCAUCUCAAGAAACCAGUUUCUUUGUUCCUCUACAAAAAGCAACUCCUCAUCCAUUCAAGUUUGAUCCUGAGUUUGUAGCAAUUUAGUCAGAUCUUUAGGCGCCAAUUAUAAUUCUAGUUUUCUUGCUAUUUCUUCCUCUAUUGAAAUGUUAAGCCCCCACCCCAAAGUCAUCCUUGAAGGUUGGAGUCAACUUCUUCCAAACUCCUGUUAAUUGUUGAUAUUUUGACCUCCACCCAUGAAUCGUGAAUGUUCUUGAUGGCAUCUAGAAUGGUGAUUUUAAAAGGGUUUCGGUUUACUUUGCCCAGAUCCACCAGAGGAAUUGCUAUCUGUGAUAGCUAUAACAUUAUGAAAAUUACCUCUUAAAUAAUAAAAUUUAAAAGUCAGAUUUACUUUUUAAUCCAUGGGCUGCGGAAUGGAUGUUGUUAGCAGGCAAGAAACAACAUUCAUCUCCUUGUACACCUCUGUCAGAGGUCUCGGAUAACCAGAUGCAUUGUCAAUGAGCAGUAACAUUUUGAAAGGAAUCUUUUUUUCUGAGCACUUGGUUUCAAUGUGGACUUAAAAUAUUUAGUAAAUAAUGCUGUAAACACAUGUGCUGUCAUCCAGGCUUUGUUGUUCCAAUGAUAGAGCACGGGCAGAGUAGAUUUAGCAUAAUUCUUAAGGGCCCAAAGAUUUUUGGAAUGGUAACUAAGCAUGAGUUUCAACUUAAAGUCACCAGCUGCAUUAACUGCUAACAAGAGAAUUAGCCUGUCCUUUAAAGCUUUGAAUCCAGGCAUUGACUUCCCCUCUCUAGCUGUGAAAGCCCUAUAGGACGUCUUCUAAUAGAAGGCUGUUUGAUUUACAUAGAACAUUUGCUGUUUAGUGUAGCUCUCCUUGUACCUCACAAACCAGCCUCUGCUACCUGCAGACUUUUCUUCUGCAGCCUCCUCACCUCUCUCAGCCUUCAUUGAAUUGAAGAGUAUUAGGGCCUUUCUCUGAACUAGGCUUUGGCUUAAGGAAAUGUGGCUGGUUUCAUCUUCUAUCCAGAACACUCAAACUUUCCCCGUAUCAGCAACGAGAUUGUUUUGCUUUCUUAUCAUUUGUGUGUUCACUGAAGUACCACUUUUAAUUUCCUUCAAGAACUUUUCCUUUGUAUUCGCGACUUGGCUGUUUGGCGCAAGAGGCUUAGCUUUCGGCCUGUUUUGGCUUUUGACAUGUCUUCCCCAUUGAGCUUAAUUGCUUCUGGUUUUUUAUUUAAAGUGAGUUGUUUGACUCUUACUUGAAUACGGAGAGGCUGUUGUAUGGUUAUUAAUUGGCCUACGUUCAAUAUUGUUGUGUCUCAGGGAAUCGGGAGGUCUGAGGAGAGAGAGAGAAAUGGGGGAGGCUGGUCGGUGGAGCCAUCAGAACACAAUAUUUAUGGAUUAAAUACACUGUUUUAUAUGAAUGUGGCUCAUGCCACCCUAGAACAGUUACACUAGUUCCAUCCAAGAUCGCUGAUCACAGGUCACCAUAACAAACAUAAAAGUAAUGACGAAGUUCGAAGUAUUGUGAGAAUCACAGUGUGACACAGAAACACCAAAUGAGCACUUAAAAAAUGGUGCCGAUAGACUUGCUCCAUGCAGGGUUGCCACAAACCUCCAGUCUAUAAAAGACACAGUGUCUGCAAAGCACUGUAACAUGAGGUUCACCUUAUACCUAGUACUGUGUCUGAGUCCCUGACGGUACUAGACGUCCACUGAUGUUACGUAGAUUGAGACUGUUGUGCAACCAUCACCAUCAUCCAUUUUCAGACCUCUUCAUCUUGAAAACUCUGUAUCUAUUUAACCCCAUUUCCCCUCACCCCAAUCCCUGGCAGCCACCGUUGUACUUUCUGAUUUUAUGAAUUUGACUUACUCUACAUACCUCAUAUAAAUGGAAUCAUACAGUAUUUGUCCUUUUUGUGACUGGCUUAUUUGCUUAGCGUGGUAUCUUCAGGGUUCUUCUAUGUUGUAGUUUGUGUGAGACUUUGCUUCCUCUUUAAGGCUGAAUAAUAUUCCACGGCACGUAUUUCCCAUAUGUUGUUUUCUGUAUUCAUCUAAUGGGCGUUUGGGUUGCUUCUACCUUUUGGGCCACUGUGAAUAAUGUUGCUGAGAACAGGGCUGUGCCAGUUCAUCUUCGAGAUCCUGCUUUCAGUUCUUUUGGCUGUAUGCCCAGAAGUAGAAUUGCUGGGUUAUAUGGUAAUGCUGUGUUUAAUUUUUUUUUUUAGGUACCCACUAUAUUAUGCAUCAGAUUUUUAAACUCAGAACUGUCUACAUUGGCUACAAAAAUGGUUCUUGCCAGGCUGUGUGAGCAGGAGCCCGCUGCUCUUCCCCACUCAGGUGAAGGAAAUACUCAUGACCAGCCAGAUGUCUUAAGGAAUGCUUUUGAAAAGAACAGAGGCGUACAACAUUAUUACGACAACAGAGAAGCAAGUUGGCUUUGAAGAAACUGUAUUCUGAGGAUGUUGUUUGCUUUGGGCUAAGAAAAGAAAAAAUACAACUACAGACAAAGCCUUUAUAUCUGCAAGUAUUAUGGCGUGGUCGGUAGCAAUGUAAUUAGAUUUACAUCAGUCUUCCUGGUGAGACUUGGAGGCUCUUCCUCGGUAGACAUGAGUGACCCAAGGCAGUCACAAGAAGAGAAGCACAAGCUAGGCAGAGCCUCUUCAAAGUUCAAGGAUCCCCCUAGAAUCAUGCAGUCAGAUGAUUAUUUUGCUCGGAAAUUUAAAGCCAUUAAUGGCAACAUGGGACCCACUACUUCUUUAAAUGCCUCGAAUUCCAAUGAGACUGGCGGUGGUGGUCCGGCUAAUGGUACCCCAGCUGUGCCCAAGAUGGGUGUGAGAGCAAGGGUGUCUGAAUGGCCUCCUAAAAAGGACUGUUCCAAGGAGCUAACAUGCAAGGCACUGUGGGAAAGCCGGUCUCAGACCAGUUAUGAAAGCAUCACUUCUGUCCUGCAGAAUGGGCAGAGUGACCAGAGUGAAGGUCAGCAAGAUGAACAGCUCGAUCUGGACUUCGUGGAGGCCAAGUACACAAUCGGAGACAUCUUUGUCCAUUCCCCCCAAAGAGGACUUCACCCCAUAAGACAGAGGAGCAAUAGUGAUGUCACUAUCAGUGACAUUGAUGCCGAAGAUGUCUUAGACCAAAAUGCAGUCAACCCCAACACCGGGGCUGCCCUGCACAGGGAGUAUGGAAGUACUUCAUCCAUCGACAGGCAAGGCUUAUCUGGUGAAAACUUUUUUGCUAUGCUCAGAGGGUACCGAGUAGAAAAUUAUGACCACAAAGCAAUGGUCCCUUUUGGGUUCCCUGAAUUUUUCCGCUGUGACCCUGCAAUCUCUCCGAGCCUUCAUGCAGCAGCACAGAUUUCUAGGGGAGAAUUUGUCCGCAUCUCAGGAUUAGAUUAUGUGGACAGUGCCCUCCUGAUGGGGAGAGACAGGGACAAGCCUUUCAAACGGAGGUUGAAAUCAGAGUCGGUGGAAACAUCUCUCUUCCGAAAGCUUCGAACUGUUAAAAGUGAGCACGAAACUUUCAAGUUCACGUCUGAGCUGGAGGAGAGCCGACUGGAGAGGGGCAUUCGCCCUUGGAAUUGUCAGCGAUGUUUUGCACAUUAUGAUGUCCAGAGCAUUUUGUUUAAUAUCAACGAAGCCAUGGCUACGAGGGCUAAUGUGGGGAAAAGGAAAAACAUAACCACUGGGGCAUCUGCAGCAUCCCAGACUCAGAUGCCUACGGGCCAGACAGGCAACUGUGAGUCCCCUUUAGGGAGCAAGGAGGACCUCAACUCCAAAGAGAACCUGGAUGCCGAUGAGGGUGAUGGGAAAAGUAACGACCUCGUCCUUAGUUGUCCUUACUUUAGAAAUGAGACUGGAGGGGAAGGCGACAGGCGGAUUGCGCUCUCUCGAGCCAACUCAUCCUCUUUCAGUUCUGGGGAAAGCUGCUCUUUCGAAUCGUCACUCAGCUCUCACUGCACAAAUGCAGGUGUCUCCGUCUUGGAAGUGCCCAGAGAAAACCAGCCUAUUCACAGGGAGAAAGUGAAGCGCUACAUCAUAGAACACAUUGACCUUGGGGCCUAUUAUUACCGCAAAUUCUUCUAUGGGAAAGAGCACCAAAACUACUUUGGAAUAGAUGAAAACCUUGGUCCAGUAGCAGUCAGCAUCCGGAGAGAGAAGGUGGAAGAUGCCAAGGAGAAAGAAGGAUCCCAGUUCAACUACAGGGUGGCUUUCAGGACAAGUGAGCUUACAACACUGAGAGGAGCAAUUUUAGAAGAUGCUAUACCCUCUACUGCUAGGCAUGGUACCGCACGAGGACUACCUCUCAAAGAAGUUUUGGAAUACGUCAUUCCAGAGCUGAGCAUUCAGUGUUUGCGACAGGCUUCCAACUCACCCAAGGUCUCAGAGCAGCUGCUCAAGCUUGAUGAACAAGGGCUGAGCUUUCAGCACAAGAUCGGGAUCCUUUAUUGCAAAGCAGGCCAGAGCACAGAGGAAGAGAUGUAUAACAAUGAGACGGCGGGACCAGCUUUUGAAGAAUUCCUUGAUCUUCUGGGCCAGAGAGUCCGACUGAAAGGAUUUAGUAAAUAUCGAGCUCAGCUAGACAAUAAGACUGAUUCCACGGGCACGCACUCUCUCUAUACCACAUACAAAGACUACGAACUCAUGUUCCACGUGUCAACCCUGCUUCCCUACAUGCCCAACAACAGACAACAGCUACUGAGGAAAAGGCACAUAGGAAAUGACAUCGUCACCAUCGUCUUCCAGGAGCCUGGGGCACUUCCUUUUACUCCAAAAAGCAUCCGGUCUCACUUUCAGCAUGUCUUUGUCAUAGUCAAAGUGCAUAAUCCAUGUACCGAAAAUGUGUGUUAUAGUGUUGGAGUUUCCAGAUCAAAAGAUGUGCCACCAUUUGGCCCACCGAUUCCCAAAGGUGUAACUUUUCCAAAGUCAGCCGUGUUCCGGGACUUCCUUUUAGCCAAAGUAAUCAAUGCAGAAAAUGCAGCCCAUAAAUCAGAAAAGUUUCGAGCAAUGGCCACUCGAACGAGGCAGGAGUACUUGAAAGAUCUGGCGGAGAACUUUGUCACAACCGCCACCGUGGAUACCUCUGUGAAGUUCAGCUUCAUUACGCUGGGUGCGAAGAAAAAGGAGAAGGUAAAGCCAAGGAAGGAUGCCCACUUGUUUAGCAUUGGGGCCAUCAUGUGGCACGUGAUAGCCCGGGACUUCGGCCAGUCUGCUGACAUUGAAUGUCUUCUCGGGAUCUCCAAUGAGUUCAUCAUGUUGAUUGAAAAGGAUUCCAAGAAUGUUGUAUUCAACUGUUCCUGCAGGGAUGUGAUUGGGUGGACAUCUGGAUUAGUGAGUAUCAAAGUGUUUUACGAAAGAGGAGAAUGUGUCCUCCUGUCCUCGGUAGACAACUGUGCUGAAGACAUCAGGGAAAUUGUUCAGCGAUUAGUAAUAGUGACGAGAGGCUGCGAGACUGUGGAAAUGACCCUGAGGAGGAACGGGCUGGGCCAGCUUGGCUUCCAUGUGAAUUUUGAAGGAAUUGUCGCAGAUGUGGAACCUUUUGGCUUUGCCUGGAAGGCUGGCCUUCGCCAAGGGAGCCGCCUCGUGGAGAUCUGCAAAGUAGCCGUGGCCACUCUGACCCACGAGCAGAUGAUCGACCUGCUCCGUACUUCUGUGACUGUGAAGGUGGUCAUCAUCCAGCCCCAUGAUGACGGCUCGCCCCGAAGAGGGUGUUCAGAGCUCUGCCGGAUCCCUAUGGUGGAAUAUAAACUCGACAGCGAGGGCACCCCCUGCGAGUAUAAAACCCCCUUCAGGAGGAACACCACGUGGCACCGGGUGCCCACUCCUGCCCUGCAGCCCCUCUCUAGAGCUUCCCCCAUCCCCGGCACGCCCGACCGGCUGCCGUGCCAACAGCUGCUCCAGCAGGCCCAGGCUGCCAUUCCUCGAAGCACCUCCUUCGACCGGAAGCUGCCCGAUGGCACGAGAAGCUCACCCAGCAACCAGUCAUCCUCCAGCGACCCUGGACCCGGCGGGAGCGGACCCUGGAGACCACAAGUGGGCUACGACGGGUGCCAGUCCCCUCUACUGCUCGAACACCAGGGCUCAGGCCCUUUGGAAUGUGACGGAGCCAGGGAGAGGGAAGACACCAUGGAAGCAAGCAGGCACCCGGAAACCAAAUGGCAUGGCCCACCUUCCAAAGUCCUGGGUUCCUAUAAAGAAAGAGCUCUGCAGAAAGAUGGAAGUUGCAAAGAUUCCCCCAAUAAGCUUUCUCACAUUGGGGAUAAAAGUUGCUCCAGUCACUCCAGCAGCAACACGCUCUCCAGCAACACCUCCAGCAACAGUGACGACAAGCACUUUGGGUCUGGCGACCUGAUGGACCCCGAAUUACUGGGGCUGACCUACAUCAAAGGGGCCUCCACCGACAGUGGCAUCGACACGGCCCCCUGCAUGCCUGCCACCAUCCUCGGCCCUGUGCACCUGGCAGGCAGCAGGUCCCUGAUCCACAGCCGGGCCGAGCAGUGGGCUGAUGCUGCCGACGUCUCUGGGCCUGACGACGAGCCAGCCAAGUUAUAUUCUGUGCAUGGCUACGCGUCCACCAUCUCCGCCGGCAGUGCUGCGGAAGGCAGCAUGGGCGAUCUCAGUGAGAUAUCCUCUCAUUCCAGUGGUUCUCACCAUUCAGGAAGCCCUUCAGCUCACUGUUCAAAAAGUAGUGGGUCUCUGGAUUCAUCCAAAGUCUACAUCGUGUCUCACAGCAGCGGACAACAGGUUCCCGGGUCCAUGUCCAAGCCCUACCACAGACAAGGGGCAGUGAACAAAUAUGUCAUCGGCUGGAAGAAAUCGGAGGGCAGCCCACCGCCCGAGGAGCCUGAAGUGACUGAAUGUCCCGGGAUGUAUAGUGAGAUGGAUGUCAUGUCCACAGCAACUCAGCAUCAGACAGUGGUGGGAGAUGCUGUUGCAGAGACUCAACAUGUUCUGUCUAAAGAAGAUUUUCUGAAAUUGAUGCUUCCUGACAGCCCCUUAGUGGAGGAGGGGCGAAGAAAGUUUUCGUUCUAUGGGAACCUGUCUCCAAGGAGGUCGCUUUACCGCACGCUGUCUGACGAGAGCAUCUGCAGCAACAGGAGGGGGUCCUCCUUUGGCAGUUCCCGGAGUUCCGUGCUUGACCAGGCCCUGCCCAACGACAUUCUGUUCAGCACCACCCCACCCUACCACAGCACGCUGCCUCCGCGGGCCCACCCCGCACCCAGCAUGGGGAGCCUGAGAAAUGAGUUCUGGUUCUCCGAUGGGUCCUUAUCAGAUAAGUCCAAGUGCGCAGAUCCUGGCCUGAUGCCCCUCCCGGACACAGCCACAGGGUUAGAUUGGACCCACCUCGUGGAUGCUGCACGGGCAUUUGAAGGUCUUGACUCAGAUGAAGAACUGGGGCUGCUCUGUCACCACACGUCCUAUCUAGACCAGAGGGUGGCAUCCUUCUGCACCCUGACAGAUAUGCAGCAUGGGCAGGACCUGGAAGGGGCCCAAGAGCUGCCCUUAUGUGUAGAUCCAGGCAGUGGCAAAGAGUUCAUGGACACAACUGGGGAGCGUUCUCCAUCACCACUGACCGGGAAAGUCAAUCAGCUGGAAUUAAUUCUUCGACAACUCCAGACCGACCUUCGGAAGGAAAAACAAGACAAGGCCGUUCUCCAAGCAGAAGUGCAGCACCUGAGACAGGACAACAUGAGACUGCAGGAGGAGUCCCAGACCGCGACAGCUCAGCUGCGGAAAUUCACAGAAUGGUUUUUCACCACCAUCGACAAAAAAUCUUAGCCAAUCCGCACCUCAUCAAGGGACCACUGGGAAAUGCCCCUUGUCCCUUUGAAGUCACAAACAUGUGGUUUUUCUGUGUGCUUUCAACCAAUCGUAGAUGUUUUUGCUGUUCCAUUCUGUGUAGCACCAUUCACCACAGCAGGAUAGGGAGCCUCGACUCUUUCUCGGUAACCACGGCAGAGAGCAGCGCCGAUGUGAAGAUGAAUGAAUGUAACUCCUGGUGUGAAGAUGAAUGUAAACCCUGGCGACAGUUGAGACCUUUUUCUUUUAGACUCUGCUAAAACAGUGCUCUGGCUUGGGCUUACCUCAAGAGGGAAGAUAGUUGAGUUUUAUUUCCUGUAUAUCAGGUGACCUGGUAGAGAUGUAAAGCAAUUUACCAUAGUUUGGGCUUUAGUAUUGUAAAAUAAACAUGAGAACAAAUAAUCAGACAUAUACUUUAAUGUUAAAGGUGCUCUAUUUUUUUGGAUGUACAGUAGUUUUAUUUCCACAGCCACAUUACCAUAGCAAUAAGAAAGGAGGCAUAGUACAUAGUUGGAAAAGCUUUGUGGGGGGAUUAAAAAAAAAAAAAAGCACUGUUGUGUUUAACACUAGUUCAGAUGCAGUUACCUUAGAGACUUAUUUAUUUGCAGGAACAAAUGGUGCCUGAAUAUUAACAGUGUUCUGAUUAAAAACAAAAAAAAGAUACAUAUGCCUUGUAAAUGGCUCACCGAGUGGUCAGUAGUCACUUCAACUCUUAGUUCACUUUUGUAUAGUUGCUCUGCUGGAAAGAAAUGAGAGUGAAUCUGCUUACUCACUAGAACUUCCCUGUGUGCUGUGAGCCAGCGGAACCACUUGUACAAUGCCAGAUUUGUUUAUCUUUGUACAGAAGCUUUGAUGAAGUGUCUUGUAUUUAACACCCUUAUUUAAGCUUAUUUAACCUUAAAUUGUUAAUUUUAUAAAAUUUGGUUUGGCCUGCACUACGAUGAGGGAUGGAGGUAGCUGCAGGCUCAGAAGAGACUGAGCUUGCACAGAUCAGACCGAGAAGCAGGGUGAGAGAUUCUAACGACUGGAUGCUGCUAGUAACACAUUGUUUGUAUUGCUUUACCAUUUUUAACUGUUAGAUUUGAGAUGAACAUACAUUUUGCUUUUUUAAUAAAUGUUUAAAAGAAGUCCACAUAAGAAA
Messenger RNA from Homo sapiens (human), 30524 nucleotides. RefSeq names its product signal induced proliferation associated 1 like 2 (gene SIPA1L2). Gene Ontology annotation, molecular function: GTPase activator activity. The coding region runs from base 24194 to 29362 and encodes 1722 amino acids. The record is from RefSeq and is a predicted model, not a curated record. The transcript has 23 exons. NCBI's taxonomy places the organism in Eukaryota, Metazoa, Chordata, Mammalia, Primates, Hominidae. Gene Ontology annotation, biological process: regulation of small GTPase mediated signal transduction.